AGAUGCCUGCACGGAUAAGCACUCUUGCAUUAUAUAUCAGACAUCAGUCAUUUCUUGUUUUAUUAUUACGUAUCUCUUUUAUUUCCCACUCUCUCUCUCUCUCUCCUUUAUUUAUUGUUUCAGGAGCUGAAGGCUUUUGCCAAUUUAAUAAACCACACCACACCACACUCUGUUCUCACCUUCUUCUUUACUUGUCGCUUUAACCAAAGCAAUUUCUACCUCUCAAUGGGAAAGAAAAAGGGAGGUACUUCAUGGUUGAGUGCUGUUAAGAGGGCUUUCAGGUCACCAACUAAAGAUAACAGCUGCGACAAAAAGGCAAAAAUAGAGCAUGAACUAGACGAAGAUGAAGAAAAGAAAAGAGAGAAGAGAAGGUGGUUAUUCAGAAAACAGUCACAAAAUGAAGGGAAAGUAAUUGUUGAUCCAAAGCAUGCAACAGCAGCAGCAGCUGUGGCCACUGCUCAAGCAGCAGUUGAGAUCAUAAGGUUGACACGAUCUUCCAAUAAUCCGUCUUCUAACAGGCAACACAAUGCUGCUGUACUCAUCCAAACAGCAUUCAGAGGCUAUCUGGCAAGGAGGGCACUAAUUGCAUUGAAGGGGAUAGUGAAGCUUCAAGCAUUAAUAAGGGGUCAAAAUGUACGAAAGCAAGCUAAGAUGACACUGAAAUGUAUGCAAGCUCUGCUGAGGGUGCAGGCUCGGGUUCGUGAACAACGCGCUCGCCUUUCACAUGAUGGAGGCCGCAGGUCCAUGUUUGCUGAAACAACCAAUUUAUGGGACUCUAAAUAUCUCCGUGACAUCCGAGAUAGGAAGUCCAGAUCUAGAGAUGGAAGCUCAAUUGCAGACGAUUGUCCGAGAUCACUUCUAGAGCUGGAAUCAAUGUUACAAGCCAGAAAAGAAGCCUCCUUCAAACGGGAAAAAUCCCUUGCUCAUGCUUUUACUCAACAGGAAUUGGAUGAGAUGGAUGUUUGUAGUGAAGAAAGAAAUGAAAGGGAACUAGAAGAGACAGCGAAUUGGCUAGACGAGUGGAUGUCAUCAAAGCAAUGGAACACCAGCAACAGAGGUUCAUUUGACAGAAGAGACUCUAUAAAGACUGUUGAGAUGGACACGGCUAAGCCAUAUUCUAACAUGGUUCCAAAUGCUCGAAGAUCACAACACUCGAGCCCACUUCACAGACAGGCUAGUAGUCCUCAUUAUAUUGCUAAUUCUCCCCAUCACCAGAGAUCAUCACAUUACAAUUACUCGGCAAUUCAACCACCAGCCACCCCGCCCCCUUGUCAACCAAAACCUCUUCAAAUGCGCCCAACAAGCCCACGUAAAAGCCAAUCAACUGCAAACACUCCAUGCCUACGCUCUACGAGCCGUUCAAACAGUAUAAUGUCCCGGUAUAGCACGUCAGGAAACGAUGCAUCAGUUCCUAACUAUAUGGCUGCCACUGAGUCUGCAAAAGCUCGGAUUCGUUCACAAAGCACACCUAAACAAAGGCCUUCCACACCAGAAAGAGAAAGAGUUGGAUCGGUGAAAAAACGCCUCUCUUACCCUAUUCCUGAGCCAUACUCGCUAAACGCUGCGUAUGGCUACAGUCAGAACUUGAGAAGUCCUAGCUUCAAAAGUCUUCAAGCUGCCUAUGUUGGGAUGGAACAACAAUCAUGUUACACCGACAGCCUUGGUGGAGAAAUUUCUCCUUGUUCAACCACAGAUUUAAGGAGAUGGUUAAGAUGAGUAGUAAUCAAUUGAAUAAAGAUUACAGGAACCAAGCCAUCUUUUGUGUCCUAUUUUUCUUUAAGUUUAGCCAGGUGCUAGGUGAAUGCUAGUCAUAAAUGAUGUGUAUUUCUUUGUUCAUUUUCUCUAAUGGUUCAUUACCCUUCAGCUCAUUUAUUAUGCA
This is a messenger RNA of Solanum tuberosum (potato), 1879 nucleotides long. Its product is annotated as protein IQ-DOMAIN 1-like. The transcript is spliced from 5 exons. The record is from RefSeq and is a predicted model, not a curated record. Lineage: Eukaryota; Viridiplantae; Streptophyta; Magnoliopsida; Solanales; Solanaceae. Gene Ontology annotation, molecular function: protein binding. Bases 226 to 1716 code for a protein of 496 amino acids.